AUGGAGGACCUCAUGCGGGGGGCCCCCAACAGCGCCGGUGGGGCCCGGGGGGCCCCCGGGGCCCCAGGGGCCCCCGGGGGCCCCGCGGUCCCCUCCACAGCCCUGCAAGCUGCCCAGAAGAAGAAGGAGGAGAGAGAGCAGCGUCUCGAGCAGAGACGGAAAGAAGGGGAGGCUGCAGCGGCAGCAGCAGCUGCAGCUGCAGCUGCUGCUGCUGCUGCUGCUGCUGCUGAGCCUGCGUCAGGCUCAGAGGAUGAAGCAGCAGCCCCCAUGACCAACAAACAGAUGAAGCAAGAGGCCUAUAGAAAGCGACAGGCGGAGAAGGAGAGGCUGCGAGCAGAACGAGAAGCAGAGGAGGAGAGAAUAGCUGAGGAGAAACGCAAGAAGGAACAAGAAGAAUACGAGGAGUGGAAGGCAAGGGACAAAGAGAAGAUAGAAGAGGAGCAGCGAGAAUCUAUGAAGCUAAUUCAGCUGGCGGGUGCUGACGACGAAGUGGCAUAG
Molecule: messenger RNA, 498 nt
Organism: Eimeria mitis
Lineage: Eukaryota; Apicomplexa; Conoidasida; Eucoccidiorida; Eimeriidae
Exons: 3
Coding region: 1-498 (165 amino acids)
Source: RefSeq, a predicted model, not a curated record